AAUGACUGAUAUAUCUAGAUUAAUGUUGGCAACUGUAGAACCCGAUCUACGUAAAAGUGUUGAAAAGGAAGGGAAAAUUUUAGAAGUAUAUUUGAAUGAAUUAAAUAAAAAAUUGGUUGAACAGGGAAUGGAAAAAGUAAAGUAUGGAAUUGAAGAACUUCAACACGUUUACAAUUUGGCAAUUAUUUCACAAGCUAUUGGCAGGGUUAUGGAAAUUCCGUUUUUUGAAAGAGGAACGCCAGAAAAUGAUCCAGAAUUCAAAGAAAAAAUGGAAUGUAUUAAAAUGAGGGCAAAAAGUAGCAUUAAUGAUGCUUUAAAAAUUUUGGAAAUGGAAGCACCUGAAUGGCUAAAUAAAGAUGAGGAGAAAAAUGGGAAGAAUAAUUGA
Molecule: messenger RNA, 385 nt
Organism: Meloidogyne enterolobii
Lineage: Eukaryota; Metazoa; Nematoda; Chromadorea; Rhabditida; Meloidogynidae
Source: the annotation of a GenBank genome assembly